AUGGUUACACACGGGCUGUGCAGCACCGAUAACUCACGUGACUGGCACACACCGGGGCAGCCGGAGCCUCCGUCCCGGCCCCCGAGCACCGGCGCUUGUGCUGGCACCGGCAGUGCGCUCUCCGGGAUUCACUGCGUCUGCCCCUGCGAAGCGCAGCCAAAGGAGAAGAAAACGGGCGAAGCCGAAGGGAGCAUGCCGGGCAGCUGGCAUUCACCCCCGAGGGGAGCGAGGGCCGCCAGCCGCCGUCCGCGGCAUCGGCGCGGGGAUGCGCGGACCGGAGCACCGCAGCACCAGCCGAGCGGCUCCGCUGCCGCGGCGCUGCCGCGGGCUGCUCCGGGCGGGCCGGGGGGACCCAGCGCUGCGCCCCCCGCCCCGGGGCUGCCGCCGUGCCGCGCCCUGUCGGCUCCCGAGCGCGCUUCGCACCUGGGCCGGUGCCCGCCGGGCGGUCCCGCCGCCGCAAUCCCGCCGGCGCGGUCCGCCGCCCGCAAUGCGCGCCGCAUCCCGCCGGCGCUCCCCCGCACCCGCAGCUGCAGCCGCCCGCUCCGGCGGCGGCGGCGCCGCGCUGUGCCGCAGCUCCGCCGCCUGCCCCGGCCGCAGGAGGCUCCGCGUGAAGCGCCGGGUCCGCUCGCCGGCCAUGGGCGCCGGCAGCCCGCGCUCCGGCCGCGCUCCCGCCCGGGCCGCGGCGCCGUCAGGAAGCGGAACUGGGGUUUCCCUCCCGCUCCCCCGCGCGGGGGAGGUGUGCGGGGCGGGGGCCUCCCGCUGCCGCCGCCGGGAUCGCGGACCCUCCCCGGGGGAGCGUUCGCGCCCCCGCCCGCGCGCUGGCCAUGUGCGCGGCGGGCCCCGGGACGGCGCCGCGGGGAUGGUCCCGUGCCCGCCCCGGCUGCUCCGGGGCGGCUCCGCACCCAGAGGGAGAUGGGGGCCCCCGGGGGCAGCUGCGGGGCCGGGGCGGGAGCCCGAGAAGGGCUAGCGCAGGUACCCCUCUCUCCGUGCAUGUGGUCACCACCAAAGGAUGCUCGUUUGGUUCGACAGGGCAAGAGCUACUCUUGGUGUUAA
This is a messenger RNA of Manacus vitellinus (golden-collared manakin), 1053 nucleotides long. RefSeq names its product wiskott-Aldrich syndrome protein homolog 1-like. The coding region runs from base 1 to 1053 and encodes 350 amino acids. Lineage: Eukaryota; Metazoa; Chordata; Aves; Passeriformes; Pipridae. The transcript has a single exon. The record is from RefSeq and is a predicted model, not a curated record.